UGCGUGUCAACCAAAUGAUGCAAAAUGCAAGCAAACAUGCCCAAAACGACUCCGUUUUGCCUUCGCUUCCAACGAAGGGAUUGCCGACUGCGUACCGAAUAUGAAAUAAUCGCGACCGCAGAGGAUACAACCCCCAUAAACAACGGCUAAGCACCUUUUUAUUUAUUUUUUUCAUUUAAUUUCAAUUGUUGUCGUUGACUGAUUCGAAAAUUUUUACAGCUCUUAAGAGUAGGAACGCCAUCGGUAUGAUCACUGAAACAAACAUAGAAAGUCUCCUCCGCUAGUCCAAUCCAGCUGCUUUUGCAGAAAGCCAAAGAUUUCAGCUGCAAAUUCGAAUUCGCAAUGUUCGCCAAGCGGCUUUUGCAGAAAGCGAUAAACAACUCUCAGCAUAAUUUGCCACGCGGGAGUUUGACGGCGGAAGACUUGGACCUGCGAGUUGCAGUUCACUAUGGCAUCCCAUCCACGGCCUCCAUUCUUGCUUUCGACCCGAUUCAGCGCCUUUUGGCCAUUGGAACAGUGGAUGGGAGGAUUAAAGUAAUCGGUGGUGAUGGUAUUGAAGGACUCUUUAUAUCCCCGAAGCAACUGCCUUACAAAUACAUUGAGUUUCUACAAAACCAGGGUUAUUUGGUGAGCAUCUUGAAUGAUAAUGAUAUUCAGGUUUGGAAUCUCAAGAGCAGGUCCCUAGUUUAUUGUCUAGAAUGGGAAACAAAUAUAACUGCUUUUUCUGUAAUCCAUGGCUCCAGUUUAAUGUAUGUUGGCGAUGAGUAUGCUCUAGUGGCUGUGGUGAAGUAUGAUGCAGAGGACGGAAAAUUAUUGCAAUUGCCAUAUCAUAUUUCUGCAAAUUCUUUAAAUGGUAAUAUAUGCAGAAUAGUUUCUUCAGUUUGCUGAUUGAUAACUGUAGCUUACAAUUUUAUCAUUUCUUUCCUUCUAUAGUGUAUGAUUUUCCUAGUUAAUGUUGCAAUUCUCGUCACAGAAGAAGCUAAAUAUAUUGAUAGAAGAGCUUCAUCCAUAGAUGAGGUUUUUUUUUUUUCAAAAUAGAACAUUUCCCCAACAUUUAUCUGAUCAGAUAUAUUUCAUGUGAACCUCA
Pyrus x bretschneideri (Chinese white pear) is the source of this 1087-nucleotide messenger RNA. RefSeq names its product lethal(2) giant larvae protein homolog 1-like. The transcript is spliced from 6 exons. Gene Ontology annotation, biological process: regulation of exocytosis. The record is from RefSeq and is a predicted model, not a curated record. Lineage: Eukaryota; Viridiplantae; Streptophyta; Magnoliopsida; Rosales; Rosaceae. Gene Ontology annotation, cellular component: plasma membrane; cytoplasm. Gene Ontology annotation, molecular function: GTPase activator activity; myosin II binding; syntaxin binding. Bases 343 to 888 code for a protein of 181 amino acids.